CAAUCUCUUUUCUGCUUUAAAGUAGAAAGCAUUGAGUCGUUAUGCAGUAGUGUUUUAGACAUUCGACGAAGAAGAUCAAUAAUUAUAUAAUCAAUUUCGAAGUUUUUAACACGUUUAAGUUUAAUAAAAACGUUUUUCGUUUAAAACUAUAUAUCGAAGAAGAAAAGUUUAACCUAUAAUCAGAUAAUACAAUAACAAGAUUUGGAAUAUUAUGUCUACAGACGCGAGAAUGUCCUAUGAAAAGGAAAAGAAGAAAAAUCCCGAGCUAAAGGAUUCUGAUGUGCAGAUCCUGAAGGAAUGGUGCGCGAAGCAACCGCAUCUGCCAAAGAUCUCGGACUUCCAGUACGCGUUGUUCCUGCACAGCAAUUACUAUCGUAUGGAACCCACGAAGACCACCAUCGAAGCAUAUUACACAUCCAGAACUCAUCUGCCGGAGUUCUUCUGCGAUAGAGAUCCGCUCGGAACAAAAACGUUGCGAGAGGCGUUCAAAGUCACGGAAACAAAUUUAAAUUCUGCAACGAUGACGGAACACGUGAUGCCGGUUCAAUAUGUCGGCGUGGAGGAGGAGUGUAAACGGAAUCCGGAGCUGAAGGUAUCGGAUCUACAGAUGUUGAAGGAUUGGAUGGACAAGCAGCCGCAUCUGCCGGAUAUACCCAUAUUUUAUCUCAUCAUAUUUCUGCACUGCAAUUACUAUCGCAUAGAGCCAACCAAAACUACGAUAGAGAAUUUUUUCACCGUGAGGACGCACAUGCCAGAAGUGUUCUCGAACAGGGAUCCAGUCGCGUGGAAGGAACUGCGUAAAACCUUUACCGUUAUGACAAUGUUGCCGUUGAAGGAAAGAACCAAGGAGGAUUACAUAAUGACGUUCGGCAAGUUUCUGAAUCCAAGUCCGAAUCAAUUCAACUUCAAUGAGUGUCUCAAGUACCUCUUUAUGACAUGCGAAGUGCAAAAUGUGAUAGAAGGUACCAGCUGCGGUCUGGUCAUUAUUCUCGACGCGACGGGCUUCACCUUAGGCCAUAUUGCCCGCAUGAACCUGAUGAGUCUGAAGAAGAUCAUGUUCUUCAUACAAGAGGCUGCUCCGGUUAGGUUAAAGGCCAUCCAUGUGUUAAACGCCAUACCUGCUGCGGAAACGUUGCUGAAUAUGGUCAAACCUUUCGUGAAAGCGGAACUGUUGAGCUUUAUAUAUUUCCAUCCGAAUAUAGAGAGCGCGAGAAAACAUAUCCCCGUUGAGGCCUUACCGAAUGAAAUUGGUGGGCAAGCAGGACCUAUCAAGGAUUUGAUUAAUAAGCAUAUUAAAUUACUUGAGGAGUUUCGGGCAUGGUUUCUACACGAUGAGAGAGUCGAACGGGUGAACGAAUCCCUGCGAGUUAGCAAAUUCCAAGGCGGCGAUGGCUUAUUCGGCAUGGAUGGUAGCUUCAAAAAGCUCGAGAUAGAUUAGUCGGCACGAAGUGACACAUGCCGUUUGAUGCCGUUUUUUAACAGACUAUUCACGCAAAUUUUACGAUGAUCUGCAUGAAGACUAAGUUAGGAAAAAAGACUAUGUUAGCUAGACUCAAUUAUGUUUUUGUAAUGUAAAUAUUAAUUUAGCCACGCGGUUAGCAUGCGUGUAUAUAAAACUAUGUUAUUACCAAUAAUAAUUGUUACAUAAAUAAGCCAUA
Messenger RNA from Odontomachus brunneus, 1658 nucleotides. RefSeq names its product alpha-tocopherol transfer protein-like. Gene Ontology annotation, cellular component: membrane. The record is from RefSeq and is a predicted model, not a curated record. The coding region runs from base 212 to 1438 and encodes 408 amino acids. NCBI's taxonomy places the organism in Eukaryota, Metazoa, Arthropoda, Insecta, Hymenoptera, Formicidae. The transcript is spliced from 5 exons. Gene Ontology annotation, molecular function: phosphatidylinositol bisphosphate binding.